Messenger RNA from Lepus europaeus (European hare), 6868 nucleotides. RefSeq names its product thioredoxin domain containing 9 (gene TXNDC9). The transcript has 5 exons. Gene Ontology annotation, cellular component: cytoplasm. The record is from RefSeq and is a predicted model, not a curated record. NCBI's taxonomy places the organism in Eukaryota, Metazoa, Chordata, Mammalia, Lagomorpha, Leporidae. Gene Ontology annotation, biological process: microtubule cytoskeleton organization. Bases 365 to 1048 code for a protein of 227 amino acids.
CUAGCGUUGACGAUGUGCUAAUUCCGUUUCUUACCCAGAUUUCUAAGAUCUUCAGUAAUGCAGGUUGACUGUUCCUUAUCUGAAAUGCUGGGAACUGGAAGCGUAUUGGAUCUUGGAUUUUUUUCCUUCAGAUUUUGGAGUAUAUGCAUAUACAUGAUGAGUUAUUUUCAGACUUUGAACUAUAUAUGCAUAUACAUGAUGAGUUAUCUUGGCAAUGGGACCCAAGUCAAAACAUGAAAUUUACUUACAUUGUAUUUUCAUCUUAUACAUCUAGCCUGAAGGCAUUUUGUAUAAUAUUUUUAGUGCACUUGCAUUUUGACAUCACGUCAGAUCAGCCCAAGGCUGAACUGUGCCAUUUGGAAGAAUGGAAGCAGACGCAUCUGUCGACAUGUUUUCCAAAGUCCUGGAGAACCAGUUGCUUCAGACUACCAAACUAGUGGAAGAACAUUUGGAUUCUGAAAUUCAGAAACUGGAUCAGAUGGACGAGGAUGAAUUGGAACGCCUCAAAGAGAAGAGACUUGAGGCGCUAAGGAAAGCCCAACAGCAGAAACAAGAAUGGCUUUCUAAAGGACAUGGGGAAUAUAGAGAAAUUCCUAGUGAGAGAGACUUUUUUCAAGAAGUCAAGGAGAGCAAAAAAGUGGUUUGCCAUUUCUACAGAGAUUCUACAUUCAGGUGUAAAAUACUAGACAGACAUUUGGUGAUAUUGUCCAAGAAACAUCUUGAGACAAAAUUUUUGAAGCUGAACGUGGAAAAAGCACCUUUCCUUUGUGAGAGACUGCGUAUCAAAGUCAUUCCCACACUGGCACUGGUAAAAGACGGGAAAACACAAGAUUAUGUUGUUGGAUUUACCGACCUAGGAAAUUCAGAUGACUUCACUACGGAAACUCUGGAAUGGAGGCUCGGUUGCUCUGAUAUUCUUAACUACAGUGGAAAUUUAAUGGAGCCACCAUUUCAGAACCAAAAGAAAUUUGGAACAAACUUCACAAAGCUGGAGAAGAAAACUAUCCGAGGAGGAAAGAAAUAUGAUUCAGACUCUGAUGAUGAUUAGAGCUCAAUAAUUCCUUGUAAAUCGUCUUCUUAUUUCUACAAUUACUUCAGGUUUAAAUGUGUUUUCUAAAUUCUGUUGCUUUUGAUCCAUUGAUCAUCAGUACUCAUAUUCUGGAGAUUUAUAUACUCCAACCAUUGAAAAGCAUCUUUACCAUAUUCUCUGUGGCCAUCAUGUUUCAGUUGAGGAAAAUGUCUGAGUUCUUAAAUUAUCUGGGAAGAGUGUGGAUUCUCUAUUUUUGAGGUUGAUUUUAUCACAUAUGUUUCUUACAUCUUUAUACCAUUCACAAUUGUGUUUUUAAUCUACUUAUUAGAAUUAGAAAUUCAGCAGACUAUUUCAGGACUGAUUCUUAAUCAGCGUUAUUUACUUUCUACAACAGGUCAUGUAACAUUUACUGGUGUAACAUUGCACUUGUAAAUGAACUAUGAACACGCUUCACCUUGGGAAUAUUUAAGUAACUAUUAAAGAACUGCUUAUUUAUUCUGGAUGCUUCAUGUUGAUGUUGAAUCAACUGAUGGCAGCAGAACACUAUUUCAGGUUGUGAACAUACUGCCUUAAAGGUCCUCAUUGCCUGUAUUUUAAUCAUGCAUUAAACAGUAAUCAGGAAACACUUGAAAUGGCAACUGAGGAAAUCCACUGACUCUCCUCAAUGAAACAGCCGUAACAGGUAAAAAUUGUUUUUUAAAAAAUGUUUAAGUUUCUGAAAGUUGUCAAAAGUACAAACUGCCAAAAUAUUUAUUCAAGAAAAUCUAAAUCUAGGUUUAAAAGAAAAAAGUCUGUGGCAUUUGAGCCCUGACCUCACUUCCCCUCCCUUCAGAUCCCAGUCUGGGCCUACAGCUUCUCCUUUUGAAGAGUAGAUUAACGUUACUUCUCACUCCCCUCAGCUUCGUGUUACAGAAGCACUUUGCCAAGCAAAAAUAGCCAAGGAGUCUAAAGCUGCUUCCUCUAUCUGGUCCCUGCUUGUAGUUCAGAAGCUGUGACACAGGAAUGGCACAUCAACAAUAUUGGACUCCAAAUGCUUUUGCCCCAGCUUACCCAUAGGGUGGAGGUUCCAUACAAGGUGAGGCAAGCAGAAAAGUCCAGAGACUACCACCCACUUCCCCACUUGCAGGCUGUGGGUGUCGUUUCUGAAAAAGCAGGCUACUAUAUAUCUUCAGCUCUGUAUCAGCAGCACAGCAGUCUAUCAAGUGGGAAUGGCAUGCCGUAAAAACAGCUCCAUAACAUUCACUAAAGGGCCUGACUAUUUAUAUUAGAGUAAUGGAGAAGUUAGAGUAUGAGGGUGCUGCCAAAUACAGUGGGUCGUUGCAGUGGGGUAUGGCGUAAUGGCAGUGAAGAGGAGACGGGUAGCUCCAUGAUUGCAACAGGCAGUGGCAACAAGAAAAGACCAACAAAAAGUUCAACAAAGAAUGACAGAGGCAGAGUCCUAGGGUAGAGUAAGAUUCAAAGAUACUCUACAGGGGCCUGAAUUUCAUUGGAUCAAGCAGUCAACUCCCACCCCCACCCCGAGCAGUGUCAGAUGAAGUAUAGAGGUUAGCUAGCAGAAGUAGUUGCUAACAGCAGGAUGUAAUAACAAUAGAGGCAAACUAUCUAGAACCUUUCCAGGGAGUUUAGGAAGGGAAACAGUGAAGCAGAACCCUCUCCAAAAAGAAAAAAUCCUCCUGUCCUUGGAAUUGGAGGGAGAAGUUAGGGUGAUUAAAUACCCCCAGACCUAAUUGUCUGAGGAAGAACAGCAGAGGCCACACUUUUCAGGGUAAAAGGACUUAGCUGGAACAGUUUAGCCAAGUAACUAAAUAAGCCCAAUUUGGGAAGAAAGAGACACGAAUAGGCAGACCUGCUGUGACAUGUUAUCUAAAAUACCCAGUUUUCAAUAAAAAAUUCAGACAUGCAGAGAAACAAGAAACUGAUCCAUACAUAGAGAACAAGAGGAAGAAACAACCCACAUGUUGGAAGCAGACCUCAAAGUACAAUUUUUUUAUUUUUUUAUUUUUAUUUUUUUAUUUUUUGACAGAGUGGACAGUGAGAGAGAGACAGAGAGAAAGGUCUUCCUUUGCCGUUGGUUCACCCUCCAAUGGCCACCGCGGCCGGCGCACUACACUGAUCCAAAGGCAGGAGCCAGGUGCUUCUCCUGGUCUCCCAUGGGGUGCAGGGCCCAAGUACUUGGGCCAUCCUCCACUGCCCUCCUGGGCCACAGCAGAGAGCUGGCCUAGAAGAGGGGCAACCGGGACAGAAUCCAGUGCCCUGACCAGGACUAGAACCCGGAGUACCGGCACCGCAAGGCGGAGGAUUAGCCUAUUGAGUCACGGUGCCGGCCUCAAAGUGCAAUUACUAACAUGUUGAAACUAAAGGAAAUAAUUGAUGCUGGAUGUGAAAGAAGGUAUGUGACAGUAUUCCAUCAAAUGGAGUAUAUCAGUAAAUUAAGGAAUUAUGAUAAAACUAAGUGGAAAUUCUGGAAUUACAAGGUACAAAAACUGCAAUGAUGAAUUGAGAAGUGCUCAAAAGUAAAUCAGCCUUUAGUAAAAAGAAUCUGGAAAUAAAGAUUAAUCAGUAUGAAUGAGAUAACACAAUCCAAAAAAUACAAGAGAAGAAAAGUAUGAAACAUGAGUUAUCAGGCUGGUGCUGUGGGCUAGCAGGCAAAGCUGACCUAUAAUGCCAGCAUCCCAACUGGGUGAUGGUUCCGGUCCUGGCUGCUCCACUUUCAAUCCAACUUCCUGCUAAUGCACUUGGGAAAACAGCAGAAGAUGGCCCAUGUGCUUGAGCCCCUAGCACCCACAUGGAAGAAUGGGAUGAAGCUCUUGGCUCCUGGCUUUGGCCUGGCCUAGUGCUGGCCAUUGUGGCCACCUGGGUCAUGAACCAGCAGGUGGAAGACUUCUUGGUUUCUCCCCCUCUGAAGCUCUGAUUCUCAAGUAAGUCUUUUUUUAAAAUGAUCUUAAAAAUCAAUUAUAUGUGCUGGUGUUAAAGGAGAAAGAAAAAAAUUAUAAAUACCUGAAAAUCCCAAAUUUGAUGAAAAACAGUAACCCAAGAUCAACAAUUUUAAGAUAAUCGAUCCAUACCCAGAUAGAGUAAAAAAUGAUGAACGGCAAAAAAAAUGUUGAAACAUCAAAAGAAAAAAAACACUCAUCUUGCACAGGACAGAAAAAAAUCUUGAAAACCACAAAAGAAAGAUGAAAUAUAUACAAGAAAAACCCUGUGGAAAUUAACUUCUCAGAAACAAUGGGAGCCCAAAGGCAGAAGAAUAGCAGGAAGAACUGCUCAAAGGAAAAAAAAGCCUUCUCAACUAAGAAUCUUAUUUCUUUUUUUUUCUUUUUUCUUUUUUUUUUUUUUUUUUUUUUUUUGACAGGCAGAGUUAGAGACAGAGAAAGGUCUUCCUUUUUCCGUUGGUUCAUCCCUCAAAUGGCUGCCACAGCAGCUGCACCGAUCCAAAACCAGGAGCCAGGUGCUUCCUCCUGGUCUCCCAUGCGGGUGCAGGGCCCAAGCACUUGGGCCAUCCUCCACUACCCUCCUGGGCCACAGCAGAGAGCUGGACUGAAAGAGGAGCAACCAGGACUAGAAUCUGGGGUGCCGGCACCACAGGUGGAGGAUUAGCCUAGUGAGCCGUGGCACCGGCCAAGAAUCUUAUUUCAACAAAAGUAUUAGAAGUGAGGGCAAAAUGAGGUUAUCUUUUUUUUUUUUUUUUUUUUGGUAAAGACAAGGUGAGCUGAAGUGAGAAUUCCUGUGACGUACAUCUAGAAAAAAAUGUUGCAGGAAAUUUUUUCAGUGUGAAAACAAGACCACACUGACAAAUCCUGCCUCAAAAAAUUAAGUGAAAAUUACACAGAAACGUCUUAAGAUGUUGCAAUUAAUCUAUUUCUCCUUGUUCUAUAAAACAACAUAACUGUGUACAUAUAACAUAGAGAAAUGUGUAUUUGCAAAAAUCAAGUGGGUGGACACCUGUAUUGCAAUAAUGAAUCUACAGGAAGAAAUGCACAGAAUGAGAAAUUAUAAAUAAGACUAGCAAAUGUACUUGCUCUCCCUUCAGGUAUUAUGAAAGACCUUGGAUUAUAAGAAGUGUUAAUGCAUUUAGACUGUGAUGCAGUGAUACACAUGUAUGCAACUGACUAGAAGGAACAGAGCUGUAGAGUAGAUUCUAAUAAGAUCAUUCUUUUGGGUCCUUGGUUCCAAAAUGACAAAUGAAGGAACAAUGGCCAUGCUAAAAGGGGCUGUGGCCACGUGCAGCAAACUGCUCUCACUGUGUGCCGAAGGACAGGGCCAAUAAGAAGUUUGUCAUUUGAAACAGUGGAGGCUGCAGCCAUCAGGGACAUUGCCGCAGCAGUGUUUUCGAUGCCUGUGUGCAUUGAAGCUGUAUGUGAAGUUACAUUAUUGUGUGGGUGGACGCAGUUCACAACCUGGUGGUCAGAAAUCUGUAUCAUGAAGCCUACGAGGACCAGACACCACCACCCCAAUUUAGGCCUGCCGGUGCAGUCCCACAGCCUCCACCAAAGCCCAUGUAAGGAAUGUGAUCUUUAAGGGUUGAAGAAAAAUUAUUCUCUGGAAAAUAAAAGUGGAAAUGUAUGCUUCAUAUCAAAAAAAGAUGUAUAAGGUCUACGUUAACUACUAAAGAAAUAAUUGAAAAAGUACAUACUGAAAAAAAUCAUUAAAAGAAUUAAAAUAUACCAGAAUAUGUUCACUCAUAUAAAAGAAGGCAGAAAUCAACUGGAAAACAGUAAACUGACAAAAACCCAACCAUAUUAAUAGUGACAUUGGACAAUGAAUUAAUCAUAAAGCAAAUGUCACAGUGGGUUUUAAAACCAUGAUCCUGGGGCACAUAUUGUGGCACAGUGGAUUGCACUGCCAGUUUGGACACCUGCAUCCCAGUUCAAGGCCUGGUUCCUAUACUUCUAAUCCAGCUUCCUGCUAGUGCACCUGGGAGACAGCAGAUGAUGGCUGGACUGGAAGAGGAGCAACUGGAUAGAACAGCUGUGCCAAUAUAUGGGAUCCUGGUGCCACAGGCGGAGGAUUAACCAAGUGAACUGUGGUGCCAGCCCCAAAACUGUCUUUUAAAGGAAAAGAAAAGUUUGGGAUAUUCAGGCAAAAAGGUAAGGUCAUUUUUAUGAGGAAGAAAAAUGGGUUAGCCUUGGAAUUUUAUCUACUACACUUUAUGUCAAAAGACAGUAGAGAGAUUGGAUUAAGAUAGCAGAGUAGGGAGGGAGCUUACUGUUCUAGUCUAGGAAAAGAUAAUUUUUAAAAAGUGGAGAGAUUGUAGUCUCAAGGCAGUUAGGGAGAAAACAGUAGAGGAAACUCCAAACAAAUCAGAGGGACACAGUGGACCUACGUGGAGGGUAGGGGUGCACAAAACUCAGACCCCAGCAGCCAAGAGCCUCCACACCAGUGCUGGAGAAUGAGGUGAGCCCAGCCACUGACAAUAAAGCUGUAGGAAGAGCCUGGAGGGAAUCUGGCUUCAAAGUCUGUGGGAGACAGUGUACCUGCCAAACUAAAGGAGAAAAAAGAGGGGUCACAUUUCUCUCUCCCCGAUCACCCUGCAACAGUGUCCCGUAACAAGCCAAUAGAGAGCGGGUGACAUUUUGGACAUACAUAACAGCUGCACCAGCUUGUGUCCACACUCAGCAGCCAGCUGAGUGGAGAUUCCUGAGUCUGGUGGGGAGAACUGACAGGAGGCUGGGUGCUUGUGACUAUGGAAGGCUUGUGUGCCGGGAUUGUGAAAACAUUGAGGCUGUGUGCGAGGGCUCAGAGUGUGGCUGGGACUUUGGGCAGUCACUGGGAAACUGGACAUGCUCAGGGCUCUCUGGUUACCUGGUGAGGGACAUUGCUGGCGAAUCUGUGCUUACA